Molecule: messenger RNA, 1500 nt
Organism: Macrobrachium nipponense
Lineage: Eukaryota; Metazoa; Arthropoda; Malacostraca; Decapoda; Palaemonidae
Product: basic proline-rich protein-like
Exons: 1
Coding region: 1-1500 (499 amino acids)
Source: RefSeq, a predicted model, not a curated record
AUGUGGCAGAGACCGCCCUCCCCGCCGCCCAGUACCGUAGCAGGCACCACCCGCCCGUCCAGGACCUGCAGCGGGCCCGGCAAAACCCAUCCCACCCGAGACACGUGGCGGACACCAGCCACCCGUCCCGGGACACGUGGCAUUAACCGCCAGUCUGGGGACAUGUAUCAGGCACUGCCCGCCCGUCCCGGGGACCUACAGCGGGUCCGGCCUAACCGUCAUGAGAAACGUGGUGGGCACCCCCCGCCCGUCCCAGGACCCGCGGCGGCUUGGCCCACCCGUCCAAGAGACACAUGGCGGGUACCCUGCCCGCCCGUCCCAGGACACGUGGUGGAUACCGCCCGCCCAUCCAUGGACCUACGGCGGCCCGGCCCUCCGCCCGCCCUAGGACACGUGGCGGUGUCCGCUGCGAAUCCCGUGACUAGCAAAUGGUGUCUGCCACGUGUCCAUGGACGGGCGGACACCAGGAGGCGGACACCAGGCGGGCGGAGUCCUUCACUCAUCCUGGGACGGGCGCUGCAGACGCCAGCCGCCUGUCCCGAGGACCCGAAGCAGACCCGGCCCGCCCGUCCCAGGAACCAUGGCGGACGCCUGCCCACCCGUCCCGGAAUCUGUGGCGGGCAUGACCCGCCCAUCCUAGGACGAGUGGCGGGACACUGCCCUCCCAGUCCGGGGAUAUGUGGCGGAUACCGUACGCCUGUCCUGGGACGCGUAGUAGUAAACCACCGCCCGCCCAGCCUGCCAGUCCUGGGACACGUGGCGGGCACCGUCCUGCCCGUCCCGAGACCCGCGGCUUGCCCAGACCGCCAGUCCCGGGACGCGUGGCGGACGCCUGCCCGCCCGUCCCGGACCCACAGCGGGCCCAGCCCGCCUGUCCCGGGACGCGUGGCGGACAACCUGCCUGCCCGUCCCUGGACCCACGGCGGGCUAGGCCUGCCCGUUCUGGGACGCAAGGCAAACGCUAGCCCACCCAACCGGGACCCGCGGCGGGCCCAGCCCCGCCGUCCCAGAACGCGUGGCGGACGCCACCCCGCCUCUCUCUGGGACACGCACCGGGCCCCGGGCCCCGCCCUCCCAUCCCGGGACGUGUGGCGGACGCCUGCCCACCCGUCCCGGGACCCAUGGUGGACACCUGCCUGCCCUGUCCCGGGAUCCCGCGGCGGGCACCUGCCCGCCCUCCCGGGGACCCGCGGCGGGUCUGGCGCCCUCCACCAGGGAGCGCGUGCGGACGCCUGCCCACCAGCCCCGGGACCCGCGGCGAGCCCGGCCCGCCCAGUGUCGGGACCAGUGGCGGACGCCUGCCCGCCCAUACCCGGGACCUGCCGCGGCAUUGCCUGGGCACGGCCUGCCCUCCCAUGCAUGGCGGCGGGCCCGGCCCUCCUGUCCCGGGACGCGUGGCAGACACCAGCCCGCCCGUCCCGGUACAUGCGGCGGGCCCGUCUAGGACGCAUGGCAGACGCCUGCCAGCCCGUCCCAGGACCGGCAGCAGGCCUGAUAUAG